Ceratosolen solmsi marchali is the source of this 1846-nucleotide messenger RNA. It is a transcript of the gene CCT5, whose product is annotated as chaperonin containing TCP1 subunit 5. The coding region runs from base 154 to 1785 and encodes 543 amino acids. The transcript is spliced from 7 exons. Lineage: Eukaryota; Metazoa; Arthropoda; Insecta; Hymenoptera; Agaonidae. Gene Ontology annotation, molecular function: ATP hydrolysis activity; ATP-dependent protein folding chaperone; ATP binding. Gene Ontology annotation, biological process: protein folding. The record is from RefSeq and is a predicted model, not a curated record.
GACUAUCUCUCCGCUCUCCAAUGGCGUCGAUCCAACAAGAAACAUUUGGUGUUCUUGGUUCGUGAAAAGUUAACGAGUUAUUGAACUGCCUGGCCAUUCGUGAGAACGAUAUUUCUAUAUAAUUGCUCGAAUUAAGUGAAAAAUCAAAGGAAGAUGACUGCUAUACCUGGAUCUGUCCUUUUUGACGAAUUUGGUAAUCCAUUCGUAAUAAUUCGUAAUCAGGAGAAACAAAAGCGACUUACCGGCAACGAUGCUAUUAAGUCACAUAUUAUGGCUGCAAGAGCCAUUGCCAGUACACUCAAAACUUCUUUAGGUCCAAAGGGCUUGGAUAAAUUAAUGGUCAGUAGUGAUGGUGAUGUCACUGUAACCAACGAUGGUGCAACAAUAUUGAAAAAUAUGGAUGUAGAUCAUGAAAUAGCUAAGCUUAUGGUUCAGUUGUCCCAAUCACAGGAUGAUGAAAUUGGUGAUGGUACAACUGGUGUUGUAGUAUUGGCUGGAGCUCUUUUGGAACAAGCAGAACUAUUGCUUGACAAGGGUAUCCAUCCUAUUAGGAUAGCAGAUGGAUUUGAAUUGGCAGCACAAUUUGCUAUUGAAUAUCUCAAUCAAAUUGCAGAAGGCUUUCCUGUAAGCCCUGACAAUCUUGAGCCUCUGAUUAAAGUUGCUAUGACGACUCUUGGUUCAAAAAUUGUCAAUAAAUGUCACAGGCAAAUGGCAGAAAUUGCUGUUAAUGCUGUAAUGGCAGUAGCAGAUUUCAAAACUCGAGAUGUGAACUUUGAACUUAUUAAAGUUGAAGGAAAGGUUGGUGGACGUUUGGAAGAUACAAUGUUAGUUCAUGGUGUUGUUAUAGAUAAAGAUUUCAGUCAUCCUCAAAUGCCUAAGCAUUUAGAAAAAGUCAAAUUAGCUAUAUUAACCUGUCCGUUUGAACCACCCAAGCCAAAAACCAAACAUAAGCUUGAUGUUACUUCUGUUGAAGAUUAUAAGAUACUGAGGGCAUAUGAGAAAGAAAAAUUCAUUGAUAUGGUGACAAAAGUAAAGGAUGCUGGAGCUACUUUGGCUAUAUGUCAAUGGGGUUUUGAUGAUGAAGCUAAUCAUCUUCUUUUGCAAAAGGAAUUACCAGCUGUUAGAUGGGUUGGAGGUCCUGAAAUUGAAUUGAUAGCCAUUGCUACUGGAGGUCGUAUUGUACCUCGUUUCGAAGAACUGUCGCCUGAAAAAUUGGGUUAUGCAGGCAUAGUUAGGGAGCUGAUUUUUGGUACCACUAAAGACAGAAUGUUAGUGAUUGAAGAAUGCAAAAACUCAAGAGCUGUCACAAUUUUCAUUCGUGGUGGCAAUAAAAUGAUUGUGGAGGAAGCUAAGCGUUCUAUUCACGAUGCUCUCUGCACAGUGCGCAACCUCGUGACAAACGAGAAAAUCGUAUACGGGGGCGGUGCUGCUGAGAUUGCGUGCUCGAUUGCGUGUGCUGCCAAUGCUGCCAAAAUCAGCUCUCUGGAACAGUAUGCUUUCCGGGCAUUCGCUGAUGCCCUCGAGGCCAUACCCAUGGCUCUCGCUGAAAACAGUGGAUUCUCCUCGGUCAAUGCACUUUCGGAUAUUAAGUCUCGGCAAAUAUCCGAACAUAAACCGAUCUUCGGAAUCGAUUGCAUGAAUCGUGGGACUACAGAUAUGAGGGCACAAAAUGUUAUUGAAUCCCUUAAAAGUAAAGUACAGCAAAUUGUAUUGGCCACACAAUUGGUCAAGAUGAUUCUGAAGAUCGAUGAUAUUCGUUCGCCAGCCGAUGCUGCUGGUUAUUAAUAAUCUUUAGUUUUUUUUUUUUUUUUAUUAUUAUACUAUAAAAUUGUUAUAAAAAUAAUAU